AUGGCUCCCCAAAUUCCCGAGGAGCAAUGGGCUCAGGUUAUUGAGAAGACGGGCGCGCCCCUCCAGUACAAAAAGAUCCCCGUGGCAAAGCCCGGUCCGGAUGAAGUCCUCGUAAACAUCAAGUACUCAGGCGUCUGCCACACCGACCUUCACGCAUGGCAGGGCGACUGGCCUUUGGCUACCAAGAUGCCCCUUGUCGGUGGUCACGAGGGUGCUGGCAUCGUCGUUGCACGCGGUGAACUCGUAGAGGAUGUUCAGAUUGGCGACCACGUUGGUAUCAAGUGGCUAAACGGCUCUUGCUUUGCGUGCGAUUUCUGCCAACAGAGUGACGAGCCACUGUGCCCGAAACCUCAGUUGUCAGGUUACACCGUCGACGGCACUUUCCAAGAGUAUUGCAUUGGAAAAGCCGCACACGUUGCUCGGAUUCCUAAGGAACUUCCACUAGACGCCGUUGCACCAGUGUUGUGCGCCGGUAUCACCGUCUACAAGGGCCUGAAGGAGUCUGGUGCUAAGCCCGGUCAAUGGGUGGCCAUCGUCGGUGCAGGUGGAGGUCUUGGUUCGCUUGCCCUACAGUAUGCGAAGGCUAUGGGACUCAGGGCCAUUGCCAUCGAUACUGGUGAUGAGAAGAAAGAGAUGUGUAUCAACCAGCUGGGUGCCGAGCACUUUGUCGAUUUCUCAAAGUCCAGCAACGUGGUCAAGGACGUACAAGCUGCAACACCAGAUGGUCUAGGCCCCCACGCCGUACUGCUCGUCGCAGUGAACGAGAAACCGUUUCAGCAAGCCGCCGAGUACGUCCGUCCCCGCGGUACGGUCGUCUGCAUUGGUCUGCCAGCUGGUGCAUAUCUGAAGGCUCCCGUCUUCGAGUCAGUUGUCAAGAUGAUCACCAUCAAGGGAUCGUACGUGGGCAACCGCAAGGAUUCCGCCGAAGCUAUUGAUUUCUUCGCAAGAGGUCUAAUUAAGUCGCCAUUCAAGACUGUUGGCUUGUCAGAGCUUCCCAGUGUGUACGAGAAGAUGCAGAAGGGCGAGAUCGUGGGCCGGUACGUCUUGGACACUUCGAAGUAG
Molecule: messenger RNA, 1062 nt
Organism: Paraphaeosphaeria sporulosa
Lineage: Eukaryota; Fungi; Ascomycota; Dothideomycetes; Pleosporales; Didymosphaeriaceae
Product: GroES-like protein
Exons: 3
Coding region: 1-1062 (353 amino acids)
Molecular function (GO): zinc ion binding; oxidoreductase activity
Source: RefSeq, a predicted model, not a curated record